CUUCUUCCUCAAGCUUCUCUCUCUUUGAUCUCGAGUUAGGGUUCCGAUCAUAAUGACGACAAACGACUAUGAUCACACGGCUGAGAGAAAUACGAUGGGGUCGACCUCGAAGCUCUAUGAGUUGGCGGGUGUCGAGGCUACGUUGAAUGAUGCACAACAACGCGCAAGAAAAGGAAAAGCCAAGAUUGUCUCUAAAGAAGAAGACAACGUCUUUAUCAAAAAGAAAAAAGAAGACGACGACAAAGAGAGCGAGAAGAAGAAAUUCUUCAGUCAUGUCCCCAGAAAGAUAAGGCCUGCGCUUAGAUACCCACAACCUAACUUUGAAAACCCUAAUGGGGCUUCUACUUCUUCUUCAUCGCCUUGUUCUUCAACCUUACCCCUCGAAAACUACAUCCCUGAUGAGUACAAGAAGACAGAGAUGAAAAACCCAUCAAACCCUAAUCACCAAUGGUCUCCAUCUCCGUGGCUAACGGAGUACACAAGCCCCACCGAGAUGCGUGAGAUGUUACAGAGAAGGAGUAGUGGUGGAUUCAAGAAACCAAAGGUAACUUUUUUUCCAAGGAGGACGUGGGAUAUGCCGUGGUGGCAAUUUCAGGUGAUGAGAGACAUGAAUGGAGAAGACCUGACACUGGUCUUAGAGAAGACUCUGUCCAAAUCUGAUGUCAACCCAACGAUGGGCCGUCUCUUAAUGCCUUUCAACAGCUUAAGCAGGAACGACUUCUUGACGCCUGAGGAGCGGAGUAUCAUAGAAGAAGAAGAUAUCGACAAUGAUGAUAAUGAGAAGAUGGAAGUGGGAGCCAUUCUCGUGGAUCCAAGGUUUGAAAAGUGGGGUGUGGUUUUGAAGAAAUGGGAGGUGGGGAAUCAUUCAGGAAAGGUAAGCUGGAAUUACUGUUUGACUUGUGGUUGGAACGACGUUGUUAAGGCUAAUGAUUUGAAAGACGGUGACAACAUCGGUGUUUGGGCGUUUAGGAGCGGUGAAAUCCUCUGUUUUGCUCUUGUUCCUCUUUCUUUUACCAUGAGACAGGGUAGAUCAUAUCUUCGUUUUUGAGACGUUUCUUGUGUCUGUUGAGCUUGAUUAGUCUAAUUCAGGCGAUUCUUGAGGUUUUUGGUCUAGUUACUACUUGGAUUAGUAAUUUACAAAUUAGGGUUUUUACUAUUGUGGUCGAUAUUACACUUUUGUGGGUUUCUCUCUUUUAUUAUUAGCAAGUCUCUUUUUGUUUCUGAUUCUAUUCUACGUUUAGAUGAAGAUGCUUUUUGAGUUUCUACUUUCUAGGAUUGUUAGAUAGUUUCCUUAACCUGAUCUUGAUGAGGAGUUACUGGAAAGUAUUGUAAAACCUAAAUCUUUCUCCAAUUUGCUUAACUAUGAAAACAAGUCUUUCUUUUCUUCCAAGUUAAGAGCUUCUUAAUCAGGAGGAACUAAGUUGUUUCUGAUCUAUAGUCUAUGUAAGAAUAUUUUAACAUGAAUCUGGUUUUGCUGCUUGGUCUACUUUAGUCACCGCAUCGAUCAAUACCUUUUAUUUCCUGUAAUAUAUAUCUCAAAGUCUA
This is a messenger RNA of Arabidopsis arenosa, 1545 nucleotides long. NCBI's taxonomy places the organism in Eukaryota, Viridiplantae, Streptophyta, Magnoliopsida, Brassicales, Brassicaceae. The record is from the annotation of a GenBank genome assembly.